AUGGCCGAGCUCACUCGAACCCUCCCAGCAUCCUGGUACUGCAAUGAGCCACUUUACAAGAUGGAACGGCGGGCGGUUUUUUUCAAGUCCUGGUACUUGUUGGGUCCGGUAACCAGAUUCCAGAAAGUCGGAGAGCAUAUCGACUAUGAGAUUGCUCAGCAACCCAUCUAUGCAAUUCGUACCUUUGGAGAGGGUUUGAACCCGGGCCCAGAGGAGCUGAAGGUUUUCAGCGCAAAGACUAAUCAAGAGCUACGCUGCCAUGUUACUCCAACUGGGUUGCUUUUCUCGACCAUUACAGAUGAUGCACCUAGCUUCCAUGAGUUCUUCCCAGAGCUCGAGGAGCUGCUGGGCAAGGUCGAUUUCACUAGACUGCCAUACCGCCGCAGCAUCCGCUAUGAAGGCCGCUUUAACUGGAAGACUAUGGUGGAUGGGUAUCAAGAGUGCUUACACUGCCAGUAUACCCAUCCCUCAUUUUCCAUUUACUAUCCACCCACUUUCUAUACCGUGCGAAAUAGACAUAACUUCUCGCAACAUAUAGCCGAUCCCAAGAAGCCUGACGAUGGCCUUUUUCUCUAUUUCUUCCCCAAUUGCACCCUCAACGUCUACGGCGGGGGCAUGUCUUCUUUCCGGGUUUGUCCCACAGCGGAUCCUCAUGUGACUCGCAUGGAAUUCGACUACUAUCACCUGGCUGAUGGCGAGAAAUUUGAAGAGUACUUCAAGUUUGUGCGCCAGGUAGCUAUGGAAGAUUACGAGUUAUGCGAGAAAGCCCAAGAUAAUUUGGCCAAAGGUGUCUAUCACGAAGGAAUACUGAAUCCUGAGAAGGAGAACGGAGUCUCUUACUAUCAACAGAGAGUUUUCCAAAUGGUCUGUGAGCAGCAUGCAUUCGACCGGGGAGUUCCAAGCAAGGAAGAAACAGAGCUGGAGGAACAAGUUACCCCUUCUUUAGUGCAGAUGCCAGCUUAG
Messenger RNA from Penicillium macrosclerotiorum, 963 nucleotides. RefSeq names its product aromatic ring-hydroxylating oxygenase subunit alpha. The coding region runs from base 1 to 963 and encodes 320 amino acids. The transcript has 5 exons. Gene Ontology annotation, molecular function: 2 iron, 2 sulfur cluster binding; iron ion binding. NCBI's taxonomy places the organism in Eukaryota, Fungi, Ascomycota, Eurotiomycetes, Eurotiales, Aspergillaceae. The record is from RefSeq and is a predicted model, not a curated record.